UACGUGGAGAACAAACAUGGCGGCGAGCAGCGCGCGGCGAGUCGGUGUCGGUGGCGCGUGAGCCGCGCGAGCCGCUUUGCUGUGCGUGUGUUUGUGUUUAUGAAGCCCGUGUCUCCCUCCGCAGCCUCGCGCGCAGCGGCCAUGGAGGACGAGGAGAGGAGGAGGAAGCUCGAGGCCGGCAGGGCUAAGCUGGCGGAGUACAGGCAGAGGAAGGCCCAGAGCGAUGGACAGAAGAAGCAGAAGAAGAAGAAGCAGAAGGGAUCGGAGCCGGAGGACAGCGGCGUCCAGCAGGAGGGGGCUGGAGAGAGAAAGGAAACGCCCACCACAGAGUUCUCCUUCUCUAGAACCCUGCGCAGCGGAGAGACGGUCAAACACGACCAAACGUACACCAUAGAGCCCGAGAGCGAAGUGUCCACCACGGCUGAAGACUGCUCCUCCGAGGUGAAUGGGUGCCAUGUGCUGUCUCAGAGGUCACUGAAGGAUGAAGAGCUACAUCCUCCAAUGUCUCCUCUGGAGGAGGAGCUCCAGCAGGCCGAGCCGCCGAGCCGCCUGCAGGCCAUGGAGGACGAGCUGGCUGCCAAAAACCUGACGGUGGAGGAGCUGAGCCGAGAGCUGGAAGAGAUCAGGGCGGCGUUCGGAGCUGAGGGAGUGCAACAGCUGCAGGACUUUGAGGCUGCGCUGAAACAGAGAGAUGGAAUCAUCACCCAGCUGACGGCCAACCUGCAGCAGGCUCGUACGGAGAAGGACGAGGUGAUGAGGGAGUUCCUGGAGCUGACGGAGCAGAGCCAGAAACUGCAGCUCCAGUUCCAGCAGUUGCAGGUGGGUGAGUCGUUGAGGAGCUCCAGCAUCAGCAGCACUGCGGCGGACCUCAUACAGGCCAGGCAACAGGUCCUGUUCUUCCAGCAGCAGCUGGAGGAUAGAGGUGUUAAGGUCAAAGAUCUCCAGGUUCAGCUGGAGGAGAGGGACAUAGAGGUCAUAGGUCUUCAGGAGAAGCUGUUACAGAUGACCCAGAGGCUCUCCCAGAUCGAAACGGUCUCGAGGGAAGCAGAAGAAUCCUUCACCCGGAGACUGCAGGAGAAAGACCUGAGGGUGGCAGAACAGGAGAAGCUGUUAGCCGAGCUCCAGGAUGGCGUCCGAGCGUCCGAGCAACGUCUCCAACAGGUUGCAUGGGAAGCAGAAGAAUCAUUUGCUCAGAGACUGCAGGAGAAGGACCUGCAGAGAGUAGAACAGGAGAGGCUGAUAGCCGAGCAGCAGCAGCUGUUAGCCCAGCUCCAGGACAAUCUCCAGGCAUCCAAAAAUCAUCUGAAUGAGGUCAGUGAGCAGCUGGCCAUGAAGGUUCGUGAGCUGGAAGCCUGUGAGCUGGACCUCCAGACAUCCAGACAGAAGGAGCGUCUCUCAUCUGGCGAGAUCCAGCAGCUAAUGGGCACUGUGGAAGACCUGCAGAAGCGCUACCACCACCAGGGAGCAGAGCAAGGAGACACUGCCCGUAAGAUGGACUACCUCAGGGCAGAGCUGGACGAGAUGUAUGGCCAGCAAAUUGUUCAGAUGAAGCAGGAACUCUCGGCCAGGCAUGCAGAGGAGUUGGCACGUAUCCGGGAUCAGCAUUCUGCAGAGGUGGACAAGAUCUCAGAGCAUUUAAGGGCAAAGUGGACUCAGAGUGCUGGAGAGGUCAAUGCGCUGAAUGCUCGGGUUGUAGAACUCCAGCAAAAGCUGCAGGAGAACCAGGUUCUGCGAGAGAAAGCUGAGCAGGACCUCGCACAAGUAUCAGAAAACAAGCUUUUGCUGCAGAACCAGGUACAGGAACUUGUUGAGAACUUGCGCUUGGCAAAGCAAUGUAAUGAAAUGGAAAGAAGUCAGACUGUCCAGCAGGAGCUUCAGGCUGCAAUUAGCGACCUUCAGGCUAAGCUGGUGGCUGCUCAUGAAGCCUCGAGUGAACUGGAGGCAAAGCAUGAGUCAGAGAUCACAAACUAUCAAAUCAAGCUAGAGAUGCUGGAACGGGAGAAAGAUGCGGUUCUGGACCGGAUGGCAGAGUCUCAGGAGGCAGAGCUGGAGCGGCUACGAACACAGCUCCUUUUUAGCCAUGAGGAGGAACUUUUCAGGCUCCGCGAAGACCUUCAACACGAGAGCCAGAUGAACAUGGAGAACCUGCGGGAUGAACUCCGGCAGGUCCGGAAUGGGUAUGAAGCUGAGAAAGUGGUUUUGGAUGCAGAACGAGUCUCGCUGCUACAGGAGAUUGUGGUGCUGAAGCAUGACCUGAGCCAGGCGCUGGAAAACUCUAGAGUGGACGAGCUGGUCUCGCAGCUAAAAGAACUACAGGAAGAAGUUCAGGAACUGAGAAAAAGAGACAGUGAGAAAAGUGAGCCUGAAGUGGAAGAGACAUGGAAAGACAAUCUAGAGUCUGAAAACAAGCUUUUGAAAGAAAAAGAAACUGCCAUGGUAGAAGAGCUGAAGUCUCUCAAAGAAGAUCAUGAGGUUCUGCUGAAAAAAAUGGGGACUCUUGCCACAGACAACGAAAAAGCGAACAAAUUAGUGGAAGAACUGAGAGCUGAAAUCGAGAAGCAGAAGACCACAUUCUCAUUCGCAGAGAAAAACUUUGAGAUAAACUGCCAGGAGCUGAGGGAGGAGCUGGAGGAGCGACUGAGGGAGCUGACACUGCAGUAUGAGACAAAACUCCAGAAACUUCAGACAAAGCUACAGACCCCUGAGCAGGGACAUGAGAAAGGGUGGACAGAAGAGAGAGAGGAGAAGGAAACGGAUGGAGCUGCAUUAGUAGAGAAGGAUGUGACUGAGCUAAUGGAGAAGUUGCAGAGGGUGGAGCUGGAGAAGGCAGGGCUGGAGGAGAAGGUGGAACAGAAGCAGACAGAGCUACAGAAGAUGGAGGGAGAGCUACAGUGGGUGGAGCUGGAAAAGGUGGAGCUUCUGGAACAGAAGGAGGCACAUCUCCGGAGGAUAGAGGUGGAGAAGGUGGAGCUUGUGGAGCAGUUUAAACAGAAGGAGGAGGAGCUCUGUGCAUUGAGAGAUGAGGUGAGAGAGACUGCACUGAAAAACAAUGGUCUGGAGAGAGAACUGGAAGCCCUCAAAUGGAUGCAGCUGGAAGAUGGAGGUGUUUGCUCCAUCAAAGAUCAUCAUCUCCAGCUCACAGCGCUGGAAGAGGAACUGCAGGCACUUCGCACGUUAAGGAGUGUGGAGCAGGAUCGACUCGCUGUCCUGCAGCAGGAAGAGCAGGCGCUGUUAGAGCAGAGGGAGGAGGAGGAGGUGGAGGCGGUACCUGUGGAGGGUCUCCUCGCUCCACCCCUCGCUCUGACAGGGAGAGAGAGCCAGUCGACCAUGUUCACCAAACAGAGAACACACUCUCGCAACGGCGGCAGCGGUGGCGUCGUCGUCACGGAGACACAGCAGAAGCAGGUGAAGAUCAGAGAUGUCCUCAGCGAUGGAGAGACCGGAGUCCAGGCAGUGACCCGUCCGCUCAGCAUGGAGGGAUCUGACCAUGAGGAGUGCAGGUUGCAGAUGGAAGCUCUGAGGAUCAGUCUGAGUCAGAUCCAUGCUGCACAGCUGGAGCUGCUGAAGGAGAGCCUGAACACGCAGACAACAGUUCCCAAGGAUGAUCCCAGGUGCCGGAGCUUUAACGAGGGGCAGUCGGAGGACUACAAGCGGCUCGCUCAGAUGGCGCGUGAAGACCAGACCGUGAGGAGCGACGGCGUUCCCAGCUCCGGCCCCGCCGGACCCCCCCUCGGCCAGCUGAACGAAGAAGCGAUUGACCGCUCGUCCGGCUGGGAGGUGGACAGGAGGUUGAGGCUGGAGUUCCAUGAGCAGCAGGAGCUUCAGGAACAGCAGCACAGGCAGGAGAUCCAGCGUCUGAGGAGCUAUUACAGCCAGCAGGCCGAGGAGACCGAGGAACGCUACAGGAACGAGAUCAACCUCCUGCAGAGCAGACUGCAGGAGCUGACCGGGGCAGAGGCCAUCUACAGUGUCCCAGGUGAUUCUCCACAUCUCCACCAGAGGGCAGAUCUCCUCCAGGACGCUCAGCUGGACGAGCUGGACAGCUCCAGGACAGAGAGAGACGAGAGGCCGGGAGACCCUGAGGAUCUUCAGAGGCAGAGAGAGGAGGACAUCGCCAAGGUGAUCGUGCAGAUGUCGGUGGAGUUCGCUCAGCAGACUGAACUGGCUCGGAUCAGCAGGCAGGCCGGAGACGGGGAGCGAGAGAAACUGGAGGAGGAGCUUCUUCAGCUCAGGAACCAGCUGGAGAUGCUGGAGGCUCACCACAGCACCUGCACACAGCAGGACGUACAGACUGAGGAGAAGGAACAGAUCAAACAGACCAUCUACCGUGGUGAAGAUGAGGCUGGUGAUGAAGAAAGGGAUCAUGAGGAACAUGGAGAGCAACACAGUGAUGAAGAUGAUGAAUAUAAGGUCGUAGGUGAAGAACAAGUCUUUGUCACAGAGGAGCUGCAGUAUAGUGAUGUUCUUCAACGAGAAGAUUCAGGUGAUGAAGGAAGAGAGAGGCUUGAAGAUGAAACCAUCUCCAGAUACUUGCAUUACGGUUCCUUCACUGCUGGUGAUUCUGAUGAUUAUAUAAUACGAGGUGAAAGAGGGAACACAAAGGCCUCUGAAGAUCACAGAGAAGGCCUCAGAGAAGAUUCCGCUGAAGGUCACAGAGAAGAUUCUGGUAAAGGUCACGAAGAAGAGUCUGGAGGAGAUCACAGAGAAGAUCCCAGAGGUCACAGAAAAGAUUCCGGUGAAAGUCACAGGAAAGAUCCGAGAGAUCCCAGAGAAGAUCUGAGAUAUCACAGAGAAGAUUCCAGUGAAGGUUCUGGUGAAGGUCACGAAGAAGAGUCUGGAGGAGAUCACAGAGAAGAUCCCAGAGGUCACAGAAAAGAUUCCGGUGAAGGUCACAGAAAAGAUCUGAGAGAUCCCAGAGAAGAUUCCAGUGAAGGUCACAGUGAAGAUUCUAGAGGUCACAGAGAUGAUUCUGGGAAAGGUCAUGGGGAAGAUUCUGGAGGAGAUCACGGAGAACGUUCUGGUGAAGCUGCAGUGCUCUGUCCACUCUUGGAUGAUGAUGGUGAUGAGUAUGUCGGAGGUGUAGCCGAAGCUCAGGCCCUGUUGGCUCAGCUGCAGUAUGAGCUCGCACUGCAGGCUGAGGAACAUUCUGAAGUUCUGGAGGAGCUCAGAUCUUCUCACGCUCUCCAGCUGGAGCGCCACAGGGACCAGUUGACCCAGCUGACCACCCAAAUACAAACCCUGUCCACCCAACUGGAGCAGCAGGGGGCAGAGCAAACGGACAGAGAGGAAGAAAAAGAGAGUGGAGGGGAGGAGAUACGGCGUCCGAGCAUGCAAAGCAGCGGCACACAGACAGAGGCGAGGAGCGGAGAGGAGGAUGAGGAGGGAGAGAGGAUGAGGAAGAAGGAGGAUGUGAUGUCACAACUUUCAUCACAGGACACAGAGUCUUCACCUGAUUUCAUCACAUCUGAAAGAAAUCUCCUGAGGAAGGCUAAUGAGAAGCUGCGUCAGGUUCUGGUGGAUGUGUUGAAAACCACAGCAGCGACGGAGGAGACGAUUGGCCGACAUGUGGAGACACUGCUGGAGGCGUCCAGUAGGGGGCAACAGCCUGUACACAGAGAAGCGUCCUCCGAGAGUUUCCACGGCAGCGAGACGGUGCUGGAUGACGCCAGUGUGUUCUCUGCAGAGACGGAAACCGAUGAAGGUCUGGAGAUGUCUCAGAUGUUGCUGGGGGCAGGGCUUCAUCUGGAGAGGGUGGAUCUUCAGUCAGAUGGGGCGGAGCCUCAGAUGGAGAGGGAGGAGUAUCUGAGUAGCAUCAGCUCCAGACUGCAGAGCGCCGUGGAGAAGCUUCUGUUCACUAUCACAGAGACCACCAGCCAGCUGGAGCAUGCUCGGGUAACUCAGACGGAGCUGAUGAGGGAGAAGUUCCGCCACAGUGAGGAGAUCGCGGAGUUACUGAGGAGGCAGGAGGAGCUCCAGGAGCGGCUGCAGGAGGAGGCCAGCGCCCGCCAGCGCCUUGCGCUGCAGCUGCACAACGCUGAAGGGCUGAUUGAUGGGUACUCGGGUGAGAGGCGGGCACUGGAGGAGCAGGUACGUGAAAGGGCAGAGCUUCAGCUGCAGUUGGAGCAGGAGCUUCAGGUGACCAGCAGCCGUCUGCAUGAGCUGGAGGACGAGAGACAAAAUCUCCACCACCAGAGGGAGCUGCUGCACCGGCAACAGGAGGCCAUGAGGGGCGGAGCCGGAGGGAGAGAACUACGCCUAGUUGAGGCUGCAGGUGAUGCAGCACCUGAGGCAGACCUCCUGGAGGAGACAGAGAAGCUGAUGCAGGAGAAGGUGGAGGUGCAGCGCCAGGCGGAAAAAGAACAUGCAGAGCUCCUGCAGCAGGUGAAGCAGCUGGAGGCCGAGCUUGAGGAGCAAGUGGGGCAUUUCGCAGAGCUGGAGGAUGCACACCGGGCUGAGAGCGCUGACCUCACACAGCAGAUCCACGCUCUGGAAAAACAGCUGGAGAAUAACCGCAGAUUCCUAGAUGAGCAAGCAGUGGACAGAGAGCACGAGAGAGACGUGUUUCAGCAGGAAAUCCAGAAACUGGAACAGCAGCUGAAGAAUCCUCCGAAACCCCUGCCCAGCAGUGACCAGCACCACAGAGAGGUGGAGGAGUUGAGCAGUGCUCUGAGGGAGAAAGCUGAUUGGUGCAGUGAACUACUCCUGCGCUCGGAGCAGCUGCAGCGGGAGGUGGAGGAGAGGGAUGAGGAGAUCGAGAAGCUGGAGUCUCGCGUCAGAGCGCUGGAGCAGGCGCUGACCGCUAACGCCGACACGCUCAGCACAGCAGAGGAGAGUAAGCAGUAUGCCUCUAUGGCAGCUGGUGAUGAUGCCACACUGGAGGCUCUCCUCCAGACUGAGAGAGAGGCACUGGACAGGAAGGAGAAGGAGAUUGUUAACCUGGAGGAGCAGCUGGAGCAGUUCAGAGAGGAGCUCCAGAAUAAGAGUGAAGAGGUCCAGCAGCUGCACAUGCAGCUGGAGAUCCAGCGCAAGGAGAUCAACACACAGCAGCAGGAGCUCCUGGCUCAGACUGACCUGCACGCGGUGCUGGAGCAGAAGGACAGGGAGAUAGCGCUGCUCAAUGAGCACAUCGCUAAAGUCCAGCUCGCUGAAACGAGCCCUGACAACAAGGAGGUGGAGGAGAAGAGCGAGCUGGUGCUGGAGCUGGAGGCUCAGGUGGAGUACCUGCGCGGAGAGCAGGAGCGGCUGAAGCGGGACGGCGAGGAGGAGGUAGAGCAGCUGAACUCGGUCAUAGAGAAGCUCCAGCAGGAACUGUCCCACAUCGAGCACAAGCAGAGCCCCGCGGAGAGCGUUCCCGAAGAGGAGGAGUACGACGAGCUCAAGCAGAAAAUGGACCAGGUGGUCAGAGAGCUGGACACGCUCAAGACCGACCACUCCUCUCUGCUCGGCAAGUACGAGAGUCUGCGGCAGGAGGCGCUGGAGAGGGAGCUGGAGACGGAGAAGCAGGGCGAGAGGCUGGAGGACGCUCUGAGGGAGCGCACCGCGGCCCUGGUGGUGGCCCAGGCUCAGGUCCAGGCUUUGGAGGAGAGCGCCGGCUCCAGAGUGAGCGACCUGACGCAGAGGAUAGCGGAGCUGGAGGAGAGCGUGGAGGAGAAGGAGCUGGAGCUCCACGCCUGCAGGCUGCAGGUGGGGAGAGCCCAGGAUGACGCAGAGUCCCUGCACCUCAAGGUCUCUCAGCUGGAGGACAAGCUCAGGGAGAAGGUGGCUGCCAUGCUGGUGAGCCAGGCCCAGCUGGAAGCCGUUCAGGUCCAAACCAAAGAGCUCCACAGGGAUGAAGCCGUGUUGGAUGAUGCCAUCGCUGGACUGGUGCACUCCAGAGCAGGUGCGGAGCUCUGGCCCUCACCAGGCCUCGCAGUGGCUCCGGUGCAGAAGGUGGAGAGGGUGGGGAAGGUGGGCUUCCUGACGGAGAAGCUGCAGGAGCUGGAGCUGGGUCUGAGCUUCAUGCAGAAGGACCAGGAGCUGCAGAAGGAGCUGCUGAGCAGCUCAGAGGAGGAGGUGCAGGAGUACGAGAGGAGGCUGGCUGUGCUAAUGGAGCUACUCAACCAGAUGAGAACAAGACCACCGCACACACCUGCCCAGGCUAUGGGUGACGACAGUGCAGCAAUGGAGGAGCUUCUUCAGGAACUGCAGGAGGUCAAAGGUGAAGCAGCAGCUACUAAAGAAGAGCUGGACAGCUGCAGAGUGCUCAGCCAAAAACUCCAGGAACAGAUAGAGCUCAAAGAGGCAGCGAUAGAGGAGCUGGAGAAAGACCUACAGAAGGCCUCAGAACAAGGUAGUGAAGAAGACUCCAGCAAAGUGUCUGAGCUUCUUCAGGAGCUGCAGGAGGUCAAAGGUGAAGCAGCGGCUACUAAAGAGGAGCUUAGCAGCUGUAAAGACAUCAGCCAAAAACUGCAGGAACAAAUCCAGGAGCGAGAGAUGACGAUCGCCCUGCUGAAGGAUCAGCUGCACCGGGCAUCAGGUGAAGUCGACAAUUCUGAGAUUCUUCAGGAGCUUCAGGAGGUCAGAAGUGAAGCGGCAGCAACUAAAGAGGAGCUGAACAGCUACAUAGAAAGGAGCCUUAAACUGCAGGAGCAGAUACAGGUUCGAGACGUGUCCAUUGCUCAGCUGAUGGACGAGCUCCAGCAGCUCCGUACGGCCUUAUCCAAAGCCAGCGAAGACGCCCCGGCCCAGCAGCCUCAAUCCCACUCCAGGAAGAAAGCAGGAAAGCACAGUGAGGGAAAAGGCAAAGGCAGCAGUGUAGCCAAAGACAAACCAUCCCUGUCCAGGAAGAACUCCAACAGCCAGCCUGAGAAGUCUGCCAACGGCUCACAGGCCUCCUGCCAGACUCGGGUGGACGCGGGGACUCAGGUGGAGCAGGUGGAAGUGUCGGAGGAGCUGGAGGAGGUGAUUGGGGAGUACAGAGAGCGGAUCGGGCAGAUGCAGGAGCUCCACGCUGCUGAAAUCAUGGACAUGGAGAACAGGCACAUUUCAGAGAGCGACAGUCUGAAGAGGGAGAACCAGCGGCUGGAGCAGGAGUGCAGCGCUCUCAGAGCCGCCGUGGCCAACCUGCGCUCCGGAGAGGCUGCAAGACAGGACCUUCCUGCGUCCUCCCAGUUCAGAGACGGCUACGCUAGCGACAGCAGCUCGGACUGGAGCCAGCGGACGGGCUUCGAACUGCCUCACCUGCAGGCCGAGUUCAGGAGCACACCUGAGGGAGCGCGCAGGGACGACUCUGAAGUACUGCCUGAUAGGAUCAAGACUCUGCUGAGGGAGGUUCAUCAGGAGGGCAUGCAGGUCCUGUCUCUGUCUGAAAUCCCUGUCCCUGAGGCGGAACACCCUGCAGCACAGCUCCCUCUGCAGGCCUGGAGGAAAGAGAAGGAGGCGCUGCUGGACACGGUGGAGUCCCUGAAAACCCUCGUUACUCAGCUACAGACUCACAGCCAGACCCAGACAGACACAGAGUCUGCAGGAGACUGGCGUGCUGACCUGCUCAGUGCGGUGCAGCAGGUGUUUCUGAGGGAGCGAGAGGUGCUGAAGGUCACACUACUCACCCAGCUGGACCUGCUGGACACCAGAGAUGCUGUGAUUCACCUCAACCAGCUGGAAAGAGCACUUACAGACCAGGAUGCUGUCCAGCGCGAGGUGCUGUCAUCUCUUCAGUCCGCUGACCGCCGCAGUCUGCUGGCUGAAAUCAGUGACCUGCGGACUCGGCUUCAGCACCUGCAGCAGGACGCACACCUCAGUCAGCAGCCCCGCCCAGUGGACAGCAGCGGGAUGUCUGAAGACUGGCCGGAGGCUGGAGGUGAGGUAGAGGGAGGAGGCAGCGAUGGAAGGAGAGAGGGGGGCAGUGAUGGAGGAGGAGGAGGAGAGAGAGAAGACAGGCUUCCUGCAGCAGUGGAGGAUCUGAAGGGUGAACUGGCUCAGACCAAACUGGAGCUGGAGGUUUCACUGCAGACUCAGAGUAAAUACCUCAAAGAGCUGGAGACACUGAGGGCGGAGGUGUGUGGAAAAGCCUCUGAGCUGGACUCUCUGAGUGACCGGCUGGCGGAAGAGCAGAAACGGGUGAGAGAGCUACAGUGGGCGAUGGAGAGAGAGAAGAACAGAGCCACACGGAGGGAGGAAGGAGAGCGAGAGGAGCUAGAGGACCUGAGGCUGGCUCUGGAGGACCAGCAGGCUCGUGUCGCAGAUCUGUCUGUUUCUCUGGAGGAGGAGAGGAAAGUGUCUACUCAGCUCCGAGAGGAGAGAGACGGAGAAAUCUCCGAACACAUCAGCCUCAACACUGAGCUGCAGGUGCAGUUGGAGGCCCAGCGGCUACAGGCUGUUGAGUUGAGCUCCUCACUGCAGAAGGAGAAGGAACUGAACGCCCAGCUGCUCAGACAGCUGCAGCGCUCCAACCCAGACACGCAGCGCCCCCCGCAGGCCGUCAGCGCUCAGGGGGUGGAGCUGGCCGAGGCGAGCUGCAGCCAGGUGGAGGAGGGCGUCCGCUCCGUGGAAGUCCUUCUGCAGUCGCUCCAGGAUCAGUUGACGGAGAAGCAGUCAGCCCUGGUGGAUCUGAUGGGGCAGUUGGAGCAGCAGAAGCUGCAGGAGGUUCAGGCUAAACGAGCCUGGGAGCAGGACAGAGCCGAACUGACCCGUGACCUGCAGGGGGCGAGAGAGAGCCUGGCGAAGCUGGAGAGACAAGCGGAGGAGCUGAAGGCCCAGCUGGACGGAGAGAGGGAGCGAGGGCUGAGGCUGGAGAGAGAGAGAGACGGACUGCAGCAGCGAGUGACCGAGCUGAUGGAGAGAAGUCAACGGGACAGCCAGCAGCAGACUCCUUGGAGAGCUGAAGGUCAGCCAGUGGACCGGACGCGAGACUGGGUCUUACAGCAGAAGGAAGAGGAGGCUCGGACUCUGACCUCCAGCAGCACCACCAUGCUGGACGCUGCAGGACAAACGGCAGACUCCAGAAACCUGGACAGCGUCAUCACCAGACUGCAGCUCAUUGCCAGCAAGAUCAACGGCAUGACCAGCAACACUGCCGGCAGGCUGCCCGCGGAGGGUCCUGACAGAGAGAGCUUAGCCUGGUUACACAGCAACGUUCAGGACGUCCUGUCUCUCCUGCAGCAGGUCCCACCAGUGCCCCCUCCUGUACCAGAGAGCGCCGCCCUACUGACCGGAGGCUCAUCCAGUGCGCUGACAGAGCGUUUGCUGAGGCAGAACGCUGAGCUCACCGGGUUCGUCAGUCGCCUGACUGAGGAGAAGAACGAGCUGAGGAAUCAGCUGCUGAGUCUGGAGGAGGAACUGAGGAGACAGCGCCACCUGUUGGCACACAGCUCCAGCAGGAGUGGCUCUGAAGGUCAGGAGCUGGUGCUGUUCUCCAGCGAGAGGGAGGCGUGGAGCAGGGAGAAGAUGAGGCUGGAGAAGUCUCUCAGACAGGCGGAAGCAGAGCUGUCUCGGCUCCGGGGGGAGAUCCGCUCUAAUACCCUCAGAGACGUCGCUGCGCCGGACACCGACAACUCUGCGCUGAAGAGGAUCUAUGGGAAGUACCUGCGUGCCGAGAGUUUCCGGAAGGCUCUGAUCUACCAGAAGAAGUACCUGCUGCUGCUGCUGGGGGGCUUCCAGGAGUGCGAGGAGGCCACCCUCUCUCUGAUCGCCCGAAUGGGUGGGCGACCCACGUACUCCCACCUGGAGUCUCUGGGUCAGCACCGCCGCGGAUUCACGCGCUUCCGAUCCGCCGUCCGCGUCUCCAUCGCCCUCUCCAGGAUGCGUUUUCUGGUGCGGAGGUGGAAGAAGGCCACAGGAGGGUCCCUCAGCACCCCCAGCAUCAACAGAAAUGGACUGGGCCAGUUUCCAGGUAUCGAGGGCAGGAACGACUCCCCCUACCUGCAGCCGAGUGUGGAGCAGUACGGAGAGCGGAGGGGGACAAACCGCACUGGGAGAGAAUCGCCCCGGACUGGACAUUACAGCCACCACCGGUAUGGUGCUGUAGGAGGUGAUGGAGGGAGCGUUCUGUGUUCUCACCUGCAGAACUACGAUCCUGACCGUGCACUCACUGACUACAUCUCUAGACUGGAGGCUCUGCAGAGGAGACUGGGCAGCGUCCAGUCAGGUUCCUCUUCAUACGCUCAGCUGCACUUUGGCGUGAGGAGAUGAGAUGUUCAGAUGUCCUCCUGGACCCAUGUGGAGAAGCAGAGUGGACGGAGGGCUGGGCAGCCGUUGGUGGUGCUGAGCUGCUGCUGUGGUUUUGUGCUCAUCAUAAACGUGGAUCGAUAACGGGACCAAACCAGCGUCUGUACUCGGCGUGGCUGUGUGUGCGUUAGGAUGCGUUUGUGUCGCUGAUUCUAAGUCAAUCAUGUUGUAAAUGUGUAUUUGUGGGAAUGCUAAUUUAAUUAAUUUAUACUGUGUACGCGGGGGUGUGAUAGUGUAGAGGGGGCGUGGCUUUACCGGAGGCUGCUAUUGGACUCAUGCUAACACUGAUACUGUAUGAGAUGGCACGUUUCCUGUUAUAAACGCCUAAUAAAGUCUUAACGAAGCACAUAAGAGUGACAUUUAUAACGCCGUUCGAUGUGCGCCGGGGUGUUUUCUUCCACCUGCGGCAUCAGGACCGCAACCGAGCGGACGACGCAGCGUACGACGGCUGUUAUAAAUGUUAUUUGGUGUUGUAAUCUGCCUUAUGAGGCUUCGUAAGGGCUUUAUAAAGGCCGCAGUGUGCCGCUGUGCGUCUGUACAGUGUUUCAGACACACUACACUGUGUUUUAUUAGCUCGGUUUAAGAACAGGACAUUUGUAGAAGACAUAUUUUUGUAAAGGCAGGAGCUGAAUUUUCUGGGUAUUUUGUCAACACUGAAAUAAAGAUUAAUAUAAUAUUUCA
Pygocentrus nattereri (red-bellied piranha) is the source of this 12885-nucleotide messenger RNA. It is a transcript of the gene akap9, whose product is annotated as A kinase (PRKA) anchor protein 9. Gene Ontology annotation, biological process: signal transduction. The record is from RefSeq and is a predicted model, not a curated record. NCBI's taxonomy places the organism in Eukaryota, Metazoa, Chordata, Actinopteri, Characiformes, Serrasalmidae. The transcript is spliced from 59 exons. Gene Ontology annotation, molecular function: molecular adaptor activity. Bases 100 to 12168 code for a protein of 4022 amino acids.